GCGAUUGGCCAGGCGCGAGGCUGGGUACGGAAGCCGGUUGGGUGUUCCUGCGACCGGCGCCAUGGAGCUGAGCGAGAUGCUGUACAACAAGUCCGAGUACAUCGAGACGGCCUCCGGGAACAAGGUGAGCCGGCAGUCGGUGCUGUGUGGGAGCCAGAACAUCGUGCUCAACGGCAAGACGAUCGUCAUGAACGACUGCAUCAUUCGGGGCGACCUGGCCAACGUCCGGGUGGGGCGGCACUGCGUGGUGAAAAGCCGGAGCGUCAUCCGGCCUCCCUUCAAGAAAUUCAGCAAGGGGGUUGCUUUCUUCCCUCUGCACAUCGGAGAUCACGUCUUCAUCGAGGAGGAUUGUGUGGUCAACGCAGCUCAGAUUGGCUCCUAUGUCCACAUAGGCAAGAACUGUGUCAUUGGUCGCCGGUGUGUCCUGAAGGACUGUUGCAGAAUCCUUGACAACACCGUAUUGCCCCCAGAAACAGUGGUCCCACCUUUUACCAUCUUCUCUGGCUGCCCAGGGCUCUUCUCGGGCGAGCUCCCAGAGUGCACACAGGAGUUGAUGGUCGAUGUCACCAAGAGCUACUACCAGAAAUUCCUGCCCCUCACCCAGAUCUGAGGGCAGGCUCAGGACUGGCACAGCCUGUGGGGGCCCUGCGGGCAGCCGGCUCCAGACCUGACCAGCAGGCCUGCCGAAAGCUUCCCGGUCAGGCAGCCUUCCUCUUUGGUGACUUCCUCCAUCCCAGAUUGACCAGGCCCAGGCCAGAAUCUCUCCUGCUGUUGGAGUAGCCCUGCUGGCUGGCCUUGAUUUGGCUCCCCGCAGACACGCUCCAUGAUGGCGUGACUCUAAAUCCACUUUGCUCCAUAGAGCAGGCGAGAGAAGUGCUCGGUGCUUUGUGGGGCGGGUGGGGGGUUGUGUAGAAUGUUGCGGCUCUUGCUUUCUCCGGUCCUUUCCGCUGUAUCGAAGCCUGCCCUACGUGGGUCUGGGCUCCCUUCUCACUGCCUUCGUUUUGUUUGGGGCCGCCUAAGAGCUUUCGUCAGAUGCUGCCAAACCGUCUCUUCAGACGCCAGUUGUGGAAGGGGCUUCUUCAGGCCAAGGAGCUCCAGCCCAGGCCCAGACCACUGCUUUGUGGGAUCUGAAUCCAGGCCUGACUCUUUCCUCCUCCUCCUUGUCUGGGGGGAAGGAGCUGUGAGACAGUGAGGUUUAAGGAUGACUUGAGGCUGGCAGGGCCAGGUCAUGCCCCUCUCCCAAGGGCAGCCGCUGGGCCUUCCUGUCGAUGGUCACUUGGGAGAAACUGGGCAAGGGGAAAGGACCGUGGGUACCAUGGGGGUGGGGGGUGGGGAGAGAAACUCCUGAACAAAGCUGCCCAGUAGGAGGGAAAGGGCAGAAGCCGCCAACGUGCAAAUGUUGGGUGCAAACAGUCUCCUGGGAAGCUGCUGCCCCUUCCUUGUCCUGCCCACUCCAAGCUCUUCCCAUGCUUUGCUUCAGUUUUUUUCCCCCUUCCAUAGGUAAAGCCAUUGAUCACCUGGUUUUACUGUGUUGUGUUCUCACAUUGCUACUUUCUGCACGUAGAUUCCAACUUCCAGGCUCUGCGUGUGGGUGUGCACGUGUUUGUGUCUGUGUUCUUGGUCUGGGAAGCUCCACUGUGUAUUAACCAGCCAGGGACUAUUUCAACGCAUUGUAGGAAUCCUGGCUAACUGUACAAUUGCUCUCUGCUUUGUCAGCAUUUACUUGUAUAUGUAAUAAAGCCUGAACUGCCCAAGCAUGA
Molecule: messenger RNA, 1760 nt
Organism: Candoia aspera
Lineage: Eukaryota; Metazoa; Chordata; Lepidosauria; Squamata; Candoiidae
Gene: DCTN5
Product: dynactin subunit 5
Exons: 6
Coding region: 62-610 (182 amino acids)
Cellular component (GO): dynactin complex
Source: RefSeq, a predicted model, not a curated record